Molecule: messenger RNA, 1430 nt
Organism: Oreochromis niloticus (Nile tilapia)
Lineage: Eukaryota; Metazoa; Chordata; Actinopteri; Cichliformes; Cichlidae
Product: solute carrier family 22 member 14
Exons: 5
Coding region: 94-1074 (326 amino acids)
Biological process (GO): transmembrane transport
Cellular component (GO): membrane
Molecular function (GO): transmembrane transporter activity
Source: RefSeq, a predicted model, not a curated record
CUGCCAAUGAGGCUACAUUCUUAAGGGCUAUGCCUGUAACACUCUGCCUAUUGCCUAUUUUUGAACAAUCAGACCUUCACCAUCAAGCUCAAAAUGACAGACUUUAGAGAGAUUCUAAGGAACAUUGGGGAAUUUGGAUUAUUCCAGAAGGUCACUCUCAUUGCACUUUGCUUUCCACAAUUUGUUCAGACUUUUCUCUUUGCCAGUUUUGUUUUCAUCCAAUCAGAUCCAGACAGACACUGCAACACAGACUGGAUCCUCAGUGCUGCUCCUAACCUGACCUCAGAGGAGCAGCUCAACCUGACCGUGCCUCGGGAGGAGGAUGGGACCUUCAGCAAGUGUGAGAUGUUUGUCCCAGUGAACUGGGACAUUGAUACUAUCAGAGAGUACGGACUCAAUGAGACCACAGGGUGCCAGGAUGGAUGGGUGUAUGGGAACAUGCUCUACAAAGCCACCAUAGUCACUGAUUUUGAUCUAGUGUGUGGCCGGGCCAGCUUGGUGGAAGUGAUUCAAGCAAUGUUCAUGGCUGGAGUUCUUGUUGGUUCCCUCGUAUUUGGACAUUUUGCUGAAUCGUUCGGCCGCAAACGAGCAACUCAGAUUUCAGCAGUUCUGUUAUCUGUAUUCACCAUGACAACAGCUCUCUGUCCCAACGUCUACUUAUAUUUAGUAUCUCUGUUUUUGGUGGGAUUUGGAGGUGGAGGAUAUCAAGUCAACAGCAUCAUACUGUCCACUGAAUGGAUUGGGAUGUCCAAAAGAUCAUGGGGAGCUUGUGUGUCUCAGCUGUUUAGUGCAAUUGGACACUGCGUCCUCGCUGGUAUGAUCUAUGGCAUCCGAAACUGGAGACUGGCUCAGCUGAUCACAGCAGUUCCGCUUGCAGUUCUUAUGAUCUACAUAUGGUUUAUUCCAGAGUCAGCCAGGUGGCUGUUAAGCAGAGGCAGAAAAGAAGAAGCCAAACAGCUGAUUGUCAAAGCAGCAGCCAUUAACAAACACCCUGUGUCAGAGUCUCUUCUGGACAAGGUAGUGAAUCACAUUCAACAGGGGAGGAGUUUUCAAGAACAUCGAUGGCAUGUGUAAAAUACCUGAAAGCAAAAUGUUUCAUCUGUAAAACCCAAAAAGUUUAAACUUUAAAUAAUUGCCUUAAAUUUUUAAAGUUGAUUAAUUUAAAGGAUAAAGUUUAUUAUGUCACAUUUUCAUUACAUUUGACAUACACCUUUUGACUACAAUAAAACUAACAUAUUUAGUAAUUAAAUUAAAAAAACAUUCAGUAACGCCUACUUCAAGUUUUCAAUCAUGUGUCCCACUGGAAUAAGUUGACAUAACUUAAAAGAAAUUAGUACAAUAGUUACUUUUUUAGUUUAGUUACUUUGAAUGAUGACAGACUAAAUAAAGGUAUGUUAAAAGCAUGUUAGUAUUCUGGUGAGCUGUUUACC